CACCGUUACUUAUGAAGAGCGCCACCUUAUGUUUGAUUAUCCUGAUAUCAACAUUCUAGACGUCUCCUAAUGUUUUCGUAUGGUAAAUGUGUUGAGAAUCUGACUAUAAAAGACCAAGAUAGGAUCUCUGCUGGUCCGCAUUGUGAUGUAAUUAACAAAAGGAUACCGGAAGCAAAUUCUUCAUAAAACCGUCUAAGCGCUACCGAGUCAACCAUCAAAUUUCUCUUAACUGGUGCCCAGUGCAGACUACCGUCAGGACAAUGGAAAACAUUGAGGUUGCCGUAAUGGCAGGCAGUGCAGCCAUUACGGGCCUCAUUGCUUAUUAUUGGAGGAAAGAGGCCAACUACCUCAAACAAAUAAAGGAUGCCCCUCGCCUAAACAUCGACCGGAACCUGCAAACCAUCGUCAGUGAGGCUCCUGAAAAUACCAUUCCCUAUGCCGUCAUUGAAGGGAGCGUGGAAGCUAUCGGUAAACCCCUGCAGAGUGAGCAUACUCCAGGCAUCUUGGGGGUCCUGCAAACGCUGAUCUGUAGAGAGCAUAAGACGUACUGGAGUGGGAGCACUCGCUUGUGGCACGACACCACACGAUUGAUAAGGAAUAUAAACCGCUCGGUCCCAUUCGUGAUCAAAGACAAUAAUGCAGGCGUAAAGGUCGACGACCCUCUGUCUGCCACCGGGCUAGAGAUUCCCAUCAUCCAUGAUUCGUUUGAGCCAUCGCCGACGUCGCUAGGAGAACACAUCGUCAGUUGGGCAAGUGGGGAAAAAACUAAAGGCUUUCAGACCAUGGAAAGAAUGCUGUCAGAGGGAACAGUGCUGACAGGCAUAGGCAUGCUGUCAACGUCGACUGGUUCUCUGGUUCUCGGUCCCCCUACAGGCACCAACAGACCUUACAUCCUAAGCAACAUCGGGUUUUCUGGGAUUGUCCGGGAUUUCCAAUCGAAGAUAAACCAUCUCAAGUUCUUUCUGUACAUCAGCGGGUCAAUCACCGCUCUGCUUGUCGCACUGUGGUUCUAUAAGCAAUACAAGAAGUACGCGGAGAGGAGGAAUCACGAGAUGCAGGUCGAGAGAGUCUUGCAGGAUCGGGCGGAGGAAGGGGCUGAAGGAACUGACGUGGACCCGACGGUCAGUGAAGACAACGCUUGCACGAUAUGCCUGAGCAACCGAAGGGAUGUAGUGCUGUUAGACUGUGGUCACAUCUGCACAUGUGCGCGUUGUGCGCGAUUGCUGCAACCGCCGCAGUGUCCGAUAUGUAGGCAGCGCAUUAAGCGUGUCGUGCCGCUGUAUCACUCAUAGAUUGGAACAAUGAUAACAAGUCCAUUGAUUGAUUAAUGAGGCCCCGCCCACUGCUCACCAUGGCAACAGCACGUGCGCCGCUCUGAUGCGUAUUCCAUCCGUGCCCCUUGUACCCAUGUCAUACUUACAGUGAGUGCAUAUCCAACAUAAAGCCAAGUAAAAAAGGAAAUAGUUUCUCAUCCACAUUUUUUAAAGAAAAAGGAGGCACUUUUCCAAGAUGGCGGAUACAUACUUCAUUGUCUCAUCUCUUUUGCUGAUACUUUUGUGUUCAAAGGAGCCAUCACUCUUUCUACUAGAUUUUGAACUUGCAUACAUGGCUACAAUUUGCUGGAAACAAAAAGACAAAAAUAUUGCAAAUGUAUGAUAAAAAAUAGGAAGCAGGCAGGAAAAAGGAAGCGAGCAGGGAUGAGAAACGGUUCAUUUUUUUAACUUGGCCUCAAUUUUUCUGUGAUUGGUCGCAACUCCAUAGGGGUUGGCUUAAUAAAUCAGUUUAUUGUGUUUACAGCUGUACAGCAUACCAAAAAUUGAUGUUUUUAUGCAAGUGAUACAAAUUAGAGAACCGAAAUUUAGGAGCCUUUUAUUUCUCCAGAGUGAUGAAUGUGGCCUUGAAGGCAUAAUUUCAUCAUAUAGUUUUCUUAGACUGUUUGAAUUGAGUGUACAAAUGUACCAUUAAAAUUCCGUACCACUGUAAAUGUAGAUAGAUUAAAAUUUAUCCAGAAAUCAUCUCAAAAAAAGGUUGAAACUGCUUCUCCAAAUUCUAGUAACUCACAUGGAGCAUCAUAUAUUGGCAGGAAACUUGUAAUACAUAAAACAGACAAUCAUGAAGUGAAGGCACAAAAAUGCUAUUUGAAUCGAAUUUUUUUAGCAGGUAAGAAAGAUCGUCAUUUAUGCAAAUUGUAUGAGCGAUAAGUAUUGUUUGAAUUGAAAUGAAAAUUAGCAGUGAUUUUUAUUUAGUCAGACAGAAUCAAAAGGUUAUUAUCAGAAAGAAAAUAUUGCUCUGAAGACCAGCUUUUGUUUGUUUUACACAUACAUGUAUUCAAAUUGUAUGUAUAAUCAAAAUGUAAAUGCAAUUGAAUUUAAUAGAAUAAAUUCACCCUUUUGGGGGAUGGUGAUUUGAACCCAA
Patiria miniata (bat star) is the source of this 2415-nucleotide messenger RNA. It is a transcript of the gene mul1, whose product is annotated as mitochondrial ubiquitin ligase activator of nfkb 1-A-like. The transcript is spliced from 4 exons. Bases 261 to 1292 code for a protein of 343 amino acids. The record is from RefSeq and is a predicted model, not a curated record. Gene Ontology annotation, biological process: organelle organization; protein ubiquitination. Gene Ontology annotation, molecular function: ubiquitin-protein transferase activity. Lineage: Eukaryota; Metazoa; Echinodermata; Asteroidea; Valvatida; Asterinidae.